AUGACUUCAACAGGAGAUUUAUCCCUUGGUUCUUUCGGGCACCAUUUGCGAGAACAAUUUUUACUAGAUCGCAGGUGUUUGUCAUUGAACCAUGGAUCAUAUGGAACGUGUCCACGUACUGUAAGUGAAGAAUUACACAAAUAUCAGGAUAAAGUUGAAAAAUGGCCUGACCAAUGGAUCAGACGAGAACUGCAAGCAGAAUGGGACAAAGCAAGAGCCGCACUCGCACAGUUUGUCAACGCGGAUGUUGACGAAAUUGCCUUUAUACCAAAUUCUGUAACCGGACUCAACGCCGUGCUGAAAAGUCUAGACUGUGAAAACGGCGACAAGAUUCUCUUUUUAUCCACACUGUCUGAAUCGGUUCGAGCAUGUUUGAACUGUAUUAAAGAUUUGAAUAAUGGUAAAAUCAGUCUGAUCGAAGUCGAUGUGCUUUAUCCCCUGUCCGAUGAAGAAAUAAUAAAGCGUACGGAACGCAUUAUCGAAGAAGAGAAAUUAAAACCAGACUCUAGGAUCAAAGCAGCUGUUAUAGAUGCUAUAUCAUCAACGCCCGAUGGUACCCAUGCUAUUGGUCAAAUACCGUUAGAUAUGAAAGACAUGGAUCCUGAUUAUUUUGUCACUGAUUGUCAUAAAUGGCUUUAUGCAUCCCGAGGUACGGCGAUGCUUUACCUUCCUCAUAGAAAUCAAGAAAACAUACAUCAUGCUGUCGUAACUGAAUAUUACAAUAAAGGAUUUCAACUAGAAUUCUCGUGGGGUAGCUCGCAGGAUUUUAGCUCUUAUUUAACCAUUCACUCAAGUCUUGCAUUUCGUAAUAGCCUCGGAGGUGAAUCGGCAAUUCAGAGCUACUGCAACUCUCUCGCACUCUUGGGAGGCAAACUGAUUGCAGCAAUACUCAAUACCGAAGUAAUUGGACCCGAGCAUACAAUCAAGCAUAUGGUCAAUAUUCGGCUAUCGAUACCUAGCAAUCAUCCUACGUUCGACGAACAGAAAUACGACUUGCUCAUGUUUGACAAGUAUCGCUGCUAUUUGGCUCUGUUCAAACAUAAUGGUUGGUGGUGUGUUAGAGCAAGUGCACAGAUUUAUAAUGAUUUGCAGGAUUUCGGGUCGCAGGAGAAGCAUUGCAGCAGAUAUGUGAAUUGUACGCAAUAUCAUUUAGAAGGGGCUGAUAUGACGAUCAGUAUACGUAUUUACCUUUGGAGGAAAGAGAGUACAUCUGUCGUAUUUAUCCAUAUAUUUUAA
Molecule: messenger RNA, 1236 nt
Organism: Paraglomus occultum
Lineage: Eukaryota; Fungi; Glomeromycota; Glomeromycetes; Paraglomerales; Paraglomeraceae
Source: the annotation of a GenBank genome assembly